AUGCUCGGAUGCAGAAUGCUCAGAAAGACACUGAUCACGGUGAGUAUAUUAUAAACACCCCUUCGUUCCCGUCACGCGCGCUCUUCGCUUCGCCGCAUUGAAUCUAAUUAACGUCGUCCGUGCACUUCUGAUUCCGCCCCUGCCGUGACUGGUUUCAUUAUAACGACGCAUGCGCAAACACGACUCUGUUUCUCCUUGCUUCACUUCGAUUGUUUGCUCGAGGUUCGCCUCCCGACUUUUGCUUUUUUGUUUUUUUUUUUUUUGCUUGGGCCGCUGUGGGAAUAUUUAGGAACGAUGGCUUUGCGUGUUUAGAUUUUGCCGUCAUCCAACACUUUAGCACUUUAGCCGAUUUCUAUGAUGAUUGUUACUUUAAUCUUCGGUGCGUCUCCGAGCUGCAGCUGGAAAAAUAAAUAUAAAGGGGGCAGCGGACUGUGGGGCGAUGACGAAUGUUUUCUUGUUUUCCGCGCAUUUCAACCUCUUCUUGACCUUCGCUAAGUGGGAAAUAAAACAUGCUUCGCUCUUUCGCGCCCUGAAUUCUUUGUGUUUAUGUGCUAUUCAGCAUUUGCAUAGAAAAUGUGUUCAUGGUAUGUGUCAACAUGCAUAUACACGGUUAACAGCGCCCUGACAUUCGGAAAGACCCAUGUUUCCUGUCGUCGUCGCCUGCCUGCCCGCGCUUGUGUCCAUGCUAAUCCGUCGAGCCCCUCUGCCGGUCUGCGCCUCUCCCUCCUUCGUCGCUCUUCCCCGGCGACGCUCGUCUUCUCGCUCUCCGCGCUUCCCCUCUUGCCCAUCUCUUCAUGAAGCAGGCGCUCUCAGGACGAGGAAGCGAACGAAAAAGUGUAUUUUGCCUCGUCCCUCGUCUCUUUUCCCCUGCGCCACCCGCUCCCUUUUGUUGUUCUUUCUUUCAAAAGUCACUUACUCGGAUACAUUGUAGGCCGGACGUCGGAUCACUCAGCAGCGACUCGAAAGCGUCACCACCGGAAUGCCUUCCUCGAUGUCGCCGACGUCCGCAAACAAUGCUCCGACUACGCCGAGCUAUUUCGCCCACCGCCCUCAAAACGUCAGCCAGGCGACCACGGUUAGUCAAGUCUAGCCUUGUAGGCUUCGUCCUUCCUAUUUUCUGGGUUAAUCGCGUGGCAACAUCCUCAAUUAGCCUCGUUUCCUUCCGGCCGCGCAGCUGUGACUUAUCAUGCGCUUCUCUAGAGCGGAAAAGUUUUGAUUUGAUAAGCUUAGCUGCUCGGCAUGCCACGGGGUUAGCCUGGGGAUGUGCAACUUUUUCGUUUUCCACGAGAUGUGUUCCAAAUACGCAAAAUCCACGUUUUCUCGGUGGCCCGACAAGAAAACGUCACAAUCUGUCAGUUUGCAGCCGCGAUCCAUGGACACCGACGAGCAGAACGGUCAUCCGCACUAUCCGAUGCUUCUCAACGUGACACACAUAGACAUGACGUCCCGGGCCGAUGAUAUCCGCGCCGGACUGAUUGACACAUUUCUCAAUCUGGAACGUGUCGACAAGAAUCUCUAUUUGUAAGCUCUAUUCCUUUUUCCUUCGUUCAAAUCAGUGUACUCCUUCAGAGCUCGUCACCUUCUGAAAGGACGGAACUCGUUGCCCGUUGUGUACGGAGGACAGGUCAUCGGACAGGCUCUUUCGGCUGCCACCGCAACCGUCGACGUCGGAUUCGUUCCGAACAGUCUGCACAGCUACUUUGUCCAAAGUGGAAAUGUUGAGCGUCCGAUUCUGUAUCAAGUCGAUCGCAUUCGCGACGGAAAAAGUUUCUGUACGCGUCUCGUGAAGGCGCUUCAGGACGGAGAAGCCAUCUUCACCGUUCAGAUUUCUUUCCAUAGAGUACGCUUCCCUCUUUCUCUUUUCAAAUCUCAAAACUACGCACUUUCAGCCGGAGGCCGAUUCGAUUGUUCACCAGCUGCCGAUGCCAGAGGUUCCGGCUCCGGACAGUCUGGAAGAUUUGUCCGAUACGUUCGAACGAAUCAAGAAGAAUCCAAAUAUUCCGCCGGCUGCUCUCGCCAUGAUUGGCUUCAAACAAAAGGAGAUUCCGCCAGCGUUCUUCAGAAUUUUCUCGGUCAGUUACCACUGCUUCUAAAUGUGAGACAGGCUAUUUUUUCAGUUCCGCCCGGUCGACAUCGAUUCGUAUUUGUGUCUGAAGAAGGAUGACCAGCACAAUCCCGGUCACAGUCAUCCAACUGAUGCAUAUCGCUCUUACGUGUGGAUCAAAGCGAAUGAGAACAUCGGAGACGACCCGCGGCUUCAUCUCGCCGCUGCCGCUUACAUUUCCGAUGCGACGAUGAUUGAGACUGCUCUCAGACCGCAUUCGAAGUAAGUCAUUUCUUCGUUUGCUCUCAAAUGUGCUCAUUCUAGACGCGGCUUCAUUCCGUCGAUGGCUCUGACUCUCGAUCACUCGAUCUGGAUGCACACGGACAGUUUCCGCGUGGAUGACUGGCUGCUCUACGAGAAUCACAGCACGAUCGCCGGCGGCGGACGCAGUCUUAUCGAAGGAAAACUGUGGACUCGCGACGGGCGGCUCGUCUUCUCGACCACCCAGGAAGCGCUGAUCCGUGCUCACAAAAAACGCCCUAGCGCGUCUCCGUCUCAAACCCCGGCCAAAUGA
Messenger RNA from Caenorhabditis sp. 36 PRJEB53466, 2618 nucleotides. The record is from the annotation of a GenBank genome assembly. NCBI's taxonomy places the organism in Eukaryota, Metazoa, Nematoda, Chromadorea, Rhabditida, Rhabditidae.